Messenger RNA from Salmo salar (Atlantic salmon), 1571 nucleotides. RefSeq names its product putative G-protein coupled receptor 139. Gene Ontology annotation, biological process: G protein-coupled receptor signaling pathway. The record is from RefSeq and is a predicted model, not a curated record. Gene Ontology annotation, cellular component: plasma membrane. NCBI's taxonomy places the organism in Eukaryota, Metazoa, Chordata, Actinopteri, Salmoniformes, Salmonidae. Gene Ontology annotation, molecular function: G protein-coupled receptor activity.
GGCAGUAAAUAUCCUUUGCUGUUGUUGACAUAGCUAUCGUGUUAGUCAUCACCAGUUUCACAGUGUUUCACGGUAUAUGACACUGAAUCAAAUGCUGUCCGUACGUUAAUCCUUGCCUUGAGAUGUAUGGAAGCUUUUCAAAUGUGAUCAUGAAGUCUGACGAAUCUGUUUUGAGUACUUCCUUUUCUCAUUGAAAUGUACCCUUAAUGUCUCGUCAACAAAUAACCAACCCCAAUCAUAAUAUAUCCAUAAAGGCCUAGUAAAAACCAAAGUGUUUUUGGGGGAGAAAUAUGUAACCCUUCUCGGUCCUUCUCCACAUAUUGUUUAGAACACUGUGCUCAUCUCCGUGUCAAUAAUGUUCUCCCAUCCAGCUAACCUUAAUGGGUUUAUUGCAGGCAUUGCCAUAUCUGCUAUUGCCUGGUGCUGAGGAGGAGGACGGAAACAUGGAGGGGGACAGUGGCUUCAUCACUGUUCAGAAGGUCUACUACCCUUUGCUGUGCAUUCUGGGGAUCCCAGCCAAUCUCUUCACGUUCUACGUGAUCUGCUUCCGGAAGUGUGGAAUGUCUGACACGGCCAUCAUCUACCUGAGUUGCUUGGCCAUCGUGGACACCUUCUACCUGGUGUGGGUCAUCCUGCUGGACCUGACGCUCACCUUCUGGCAGCUGCAGCCCUUCUGGCACUCCCACCCGGCCUGCGGCAUCAUGGGCUUCCUGCAGUACGGCUCCCUGUACAGCUCCUCCUGGAUUGUGGUGGUGUUUACCAUCGAACGCUACCUGGUCCUCAGCAGCACGUCUGCCAAGCAGCACUUCUCCCAGGCCAAGGUUACUAGGCUGACCUGUGUGUCUAUCAUCCUGGUCUCACACCUGGCCUCCGUGCCCAUGGGCUGGAUCAACGUGGUGACGCCGAAGAAUUUCACCAUAGAGGGGAAGAAUGUGACUCUGCCCUGGUGUCACUACAGGGGCCAUAUCUAUUCUACUGUCCUGGUGUGGGUCACUACAUUCCUCUCUGGUGGCAUCCCCAUCAUCCUGGUCAUCAUCUUCAACUCGCUGAUCGGCCACCACCUGACCCGUGUCAGAAAGAUGUUUACCAAGGAGGAGCGGCGGGUCAUGCGGGGGGGGAGCACCAAGGGCAUGGUGCGGAGGACCAUCUUCCUGCUGGGCACAGUGUCUGUGACCUUCGUGGUGCUCAGCCUGCCACGCUUCGUCACCUACUGCAUCCUGCGCACCAAGUACAACCACGACUGGUUCGACCGGAACGACUACCGCAUUCCCAUCAACUUGAUUAGUGACCUGGCCAACAUGCUGCAGAACCUCAACUCCACCACCAACUUCCUGCUCUACUGCAUGGUGAGCCGGCGCUUCCGCCAGGAGCUGCUCCACACACUCACCUGCAAGUCCAAGGCCCGAGAGCUGGGCUCCUUCCUCACCCAGACCACAAUGAAGGUGUUCUCUCUGGUGGACCAUAAAACACCGCCGACCAGAGACCCCAUCACUGUAGUCCUCACCAACCUCAAACAGACCCAGUAGAGAGGAGGAGAAUGGGGGGGGAUGAUGUGUAUAAACCCUGCAUGA